AUGGAUCCUAGACUAGAGCGGCACCAGAGGGAAGAGGGAUGUGCUACUCACUUUCCGCUUGUAAGUAGUAGCCAGAUCACUUCAGGAGAGUUUUCACAACAAGCCACACGUAUCCAGAACCGUUACACAACCGAGAGUGCUUCCAGCAUCUUAGCAAGGUUUGGCUUAUCUAAUGAAGACUUGGAGGAACUUAGUCGGUAUCCGGAUGAUCAGCUGACACCAGAAAACAUGCCUUUAAUUUUGAGGGACAUCCGAAUGCGCAAAAUGACUCAUCAGUUACCAAGUUUACCUUCUCAGAGCAGAGAAAAGGAAAUGUUUCACAGUGACGAUGGUCGUGGUAGCAUGGUGAAGUGCAAGGUAAUUGACUACGGGCAUAAAAGCAAAUAUAAAUAUACUGAAACUCUUCCUGAGGUCAAAGACUAUAAUUCUGAUGCAUCAACUGAGGGGAACAUGAAAGGAUUUCCAACACAGCAGACGACUCUUAUGUCUUCGGCGCCCUCUGGUGUAACCAGUAGUCAAAUGAAGGCGGUAGAAGAGCUGUUACAAAAGAUGGGAUUCCAGAGAAGCACAUCAAGUACGCAGUCCUUUUCCCCCCUGGAUGCUUCCAACAAGGGGCCAGGGCUAGGCCUCCCUCCAGCAGGAGCCGAGAUACCACCUGAACCUGCCAGUGGCCAGAAGAAAAUCCAUGAGAAACCUCAGCAUCCUAUUGAGUCACCUUUUGUUGUGGUGAAAGCCUCUUGGCUUCCAGUUUUUUCACAGGCAGAUGUCCAGAAGCUGAAGAGAUUGCCAACUCCGUCGAUGAUGAAUGAUUACUAUGCUGCAUCUCCAAGAAUAUUUCCACAUGUGUGUUCUCUGUGUAAUGUAGAAUGUGAACAGUUGAAGGUGAGUCACCCCCCCCCAAUUACAUACAUUUGUACACAAUGUGUUCUAUGUACUGGGUUUAAUUGACUUCUGGAUAUCUGUAGAUUUUAUUCCCGUAAAAUGUCCAACAAUCAAGAAGCUUGGGAAUAAAUACUGUGUGUGUCUGAUUUGCACAAUCUGACUGGCUAUUUCUGCAGGUUUCACCUGUAAAAGCUGCCUUAUGAUAAACAAGUUCUCAAUUGACUUUGGAUUCCCAGUUCCCUCUACUGCUUCCUCUGUCUAUAAUUAAACUUGCUCUAGUAGCUUCUGGGAUCAAAGGAAGUUGGACUUAAAGUAGUCAGUGGAUUAAGGUUGCAGUCCAGUCAGAUACAUUGGUAAAGAAAGCAUUAUAGCGUUAGAAUGUAACAUACUGUAGCACCCUGCUUGUGGUUAACGCUUAGCUGGAAUGAAAUAUUCAACGCAGCAAUAGAGAAAUUAAAAUAAUAAUUUAUCUGUCAGACAAAUAAAUGAGAGACACAGUGGUAUAUGGUUACCAAAGCUCUGCCCAUUCCAGCCCUGAUGGCCAGCACUUAUAUUUCCUCAGCCCAGCCCCCUUGCUCCUCCUUUGGCUGCCUCUGUCCAAUCAGCCUGGUUGAAAUUCCUAUUGGCUGUUUGCUAGAACCAAUCAUAAAAGACACACCCAUUUCCUAUUACCUUUUAUGGGAGACAAAGAGCUAUAUUUCCUUCUAUCCAUAAAUGGCAGACAAGUAGCCAUAUAUUUUAUAUUUGCCUCGACCAGGCACCUUAAUUACCAGAUCACCUUUUGCCCUAUUGCCCUAUUGCCCUAUUCACUCCAAAACAGAUGGCUAAAACAGAUGGCUCAUGGUUUUAAAUUUUGUCUAAACAGAGAUCUUGGGUUCACAUUCUCACACACCAUCAAUGAAAUAAGAAUCUAACAUAAGAAUCUAACAUUUCUUACUUUCUAAAUCCUUUGCAUAAUUACAUUAAGCCAAUAUAUUUCAUACAUUAACAUAGAUAGAUUUUUAGAAGGAAAGGAACAGUUUCAAAGUAAAAAGGAAACAGCUUCAGAGAGAAGCCUCUUCAGUUUACAACUCCCUUUCCCAGCCAGCUGCUGUUCCUAUUAGCUCUUGCCCUUUAACCUUAUGAAAAUAUGGCUCGAGUCUAAUGGGAGGCACCUGGUAUUAUUUUCUAAUAAACAAUAAAUUUUGCUAUUUACCAACUCUUAAUUAGUGUUUUUGCAGCUUGAUUGUCAGUAUGGUCAGUAUGACCUUUGCUCCCAGCCUGUAAUUCCCUUUUACAACUUUGAGGUACUGCUAUAAAUCAGGGGGGCCCUGUUCAAGGAGAUAAACAACUGCCAAAGUACUUAGCCAGCUGCUUUAUGCCUGGCAUAAAACAUACAAACAUUUACAAAUAUAUUUUUUAAGCUCAUUUUAAAAUGCAGGCCUUGAUCUGAUGAUAGAAGACUUUGAGCUGCUGUUGUCUGUUUGAAUAUUAAAUGCAUUGCACAGUAUUGAACAUUGUCCAGUGUUAAACUCAUACACAGGAUUGAAGGGCAGGUGAGUGUGUUUCUACUCUGCUGUAGAAACUCAGAUAUAUAAGCUAGGUGACAAAUGGCUUCUUAAACCAAGGUGUCAGUUGCCAAAAUGGAAUGUCUAGUUGCCAUUUUGGGGCCAGAUGGAUCUAAAGUCUUAUUUUUCAAAUGAUGGACUAACUCUAAUUGAUUCUCAGUUAAACAUCUGGCUAGUUCAAGUAACAACCUUGAGCUAGGUUAAGAACUUAAAGAAGAUAAAUCACUUGGUGCAGGGACAUUCCACAUAUAUACCGGCCUAUUCCUACCUCCUUUUCUGAAUGGUGUCACGGACCAAAAUAUAACUGAUAGAAUUCUACAGGAUGUGGUGUUAGUGUGUGAAAACUAUUGUGAUCCAAGGAUCCCCAGGCAUGCACAUCCAGGUUGUGGAGACGUCAGGCGCCAUUCUGGCACCCAGGCAUCUCCACUUGGUUGUAAGUGUCUGAUAGCCAGGUGCAAAAUGUGCUUGGCCCCUGGUUAGUUUUGAGCACUGCCACGGACUCUCAUGACCUCAAAUGAUGAGAUUAUGCAGUUUUAUAGAUGGAAGCCCCAUCAGUGGGUAUUGGGCAUAUCACUAAGUGGAACUUAGUGUUUUAUUUUUAUAAAAAAUGUAUAUACCGCUAUGUUUUUUUUAAAAAAAAUAGUUGUUGCUGGGAGUAGCAGCAGCAGAGGAGGGCCCUUCUGUGGGUUUCUCAGAAGCAUCUGGUGGACUGCUGCAGGAGAAGGGAUGCUGGACUAGGUGAUGCAUUGUUCUCAUCCAACAGCCAGGCUUUUUUGUUUUCUCAUGCUGAUUUCUUCCCUCCCUCCUGUAGGGCUGGAACCUGCAUGUGCGCACUGCUGCACACUCCGAGAAAUGUGAUGAGCUACGCCAACGGUAAGGCCUUUCAUUUUAAUUUAUUGGGAAUAGAUUGAGGAUUUGAAAUGGUUUGAAAAUGACUUCCUGGAUACCUCAGGGCUUUGCUAAAAGCAGCAGAGCCAUUGCUUACAUGCCUUGCCACAAACCUCAGCCAAGGAAGUUGUGGGAGCUCACCUUUGAAGGAACGGUGCCUGCUCUAGUUUCUGUUCUGCAUGAAUUUGUAUAAGUGGUCUGUAGGCCGAUUGUGGAGCUGAACCAGGGAAGAAGGCAGAAGCUCAGAGGCAUCUCAUCUUGCAUUCUGUGGCUUUUAGAUGUCUGUGGAGCAUGAGCAGAGUUUUAUGAGGUGUGGCUUCAGGACAAACCAGUUCUUGGAGGAGCUGGGACCUGAAUCUCAUGCCAGAGAGCUUUUGGAAUACUGGGUCCAAGAGUCAGGUUACCCUCAUGGAAUCACCUUUAAACAUCCCCAGAAGAUCAGUAGUAAAAGAUCAAUAAUUUGGACAAAAGGGAGAGAAAUACUUGACAGUUUUAGAAACUUGCCUGAAUGAUAAUGGAAUGGAGUACAUGUACUGUGUCAAAGGAAUAACACAGCUGUUUUGCUGGCUUUUCUUGAAACAGGCAUCCUGAGUGGAAUCCAGAAGAAUGCUCUUCGUUACAGAGGUAACCUUUCUUUUUUUUUUUAAAAUGAUAUUUAUUGAAGUUUCACAUGAAAAGAGACACAUUAAUAAAAAAAAAUUUAAAAAGAAAAAGAAAAAUACACAAUACAAAAUACAAAAAGAAAAAAGAAAAAACAGUUAAAAACAAUUCCAUCUUUUCAUCACUACUUUUACAUUUACUUAUUUCCCGGACCUCCUCAUACCUCCCAGUGUGGUGUAGUGGUUAAGAGCGGUAGUCUUGUAAUCUGGGGAACCGAGUUCGUGUCUCCACUCCUCCACAUGCAGCUGCUGGGUGACCUUGGGCCAGUCACACUUCUUUGAAGUCUCUCAGCCCCACUCACCUCACAGAGUGUUUGUUGUGGGGGAGGAAGGGAAAGGAGAAUGUUAGCCGCUUUGAGACUCCUUAAAGGGAGUGAAAGGCGGGAUAUCAAAUCCAAACUCUUCUUCUUCUUCUCUUUUGUAUUCCAAUUCAGUUUGUUUGUCUAGCAAUUCCUUUCCCUCCUUUUUAAUCCCAAUCCUUAAUCUUAAUAUAAUAUAACAUUUAAUUUUUACCUAUUAAAAACCAAUUUUCCAUUCUUUUAACCUUUUUAAUCCUAAUCCUUAAUCUUGAUCUGUAUAUAACUUUAAAGCCUGUACAGCAAGAAGCCACUUCAUUUCAAUCCAACAUCACUCUAACAUUCUUUAAUUUUGCAAUAUUUCUGUAAGUAAUCUUUGAAUUUCUUCCAAUCUUCUUCCACCGACUCUUCUCCCUGGUCACGGAUUCUGCCAGUCAUUUCCGCCAAUUCCAUAUAGUCCAUCAAUUUCAUCUGCCAUUCCUCCAGUGUGGGUAGCUCUUUUGUCUUCCAAUACUUUGCGAUGAGUAUUCUUGCUGCUGUUGUUGCAUACAUAAAGAAAGUUCUAUCAUUUGUUAACACCGAUGUGCCGACUAUGCCCAGGAGAAAGGCCUCUGGUUUCUUCAAGAAGGUAUAUUUAAAUACCUUUUUUAAUUCAUUAUAUAUCAUCUCCCAGAAAGCCUUAAUCUUUGGGCACGUCCACCAAAGGUGAAAAAUGUACCUUCAGUUUCUUUACAUUUCCAACAUUUAUUAUCAGGCAAAUGGUAGAUUUUUGCAAUCUUGACUGGGGUUAUGUACCACCUGUAUAUCAUUUUCAUAAUAUUUUUUUUAAGGCAUUACAUGCCGUAAAUUUCAUACCUGUGGUCCACAACUGUUCCCAGUCAGCAAACAUAAUGUUAUGUCCAACGUCUUGUGCCCAUUUAAUCAUAGCAGAUUUCACCGUUUCAUCCUGAGUGUUCCAUUUCAGCAGCAAGCUAUACAUUCUUGACAAAUUCUUAGUUUUGGGUUCUAACAGUUCUGUUUCUAAUUUUGAUUUUUCCACCUGGAAGCCAAUUUUCUUGUCCAAAUUGUAUGCCUCCAUUAUCUGAUAAUAAUGAAGCCAGUCUCGCACUUUGUUUCGUUACAGAGGUAACCUUUCAAUCUCAACAUGAAUACUCAGUAAUGAGAAUUAGGCUGCAGUAAUUUCAUCCCUGACAGUAACCCCCCCACCUCACACACCCCCGGGAUAAUAUUUUCCGCCCUAGGUUACUGGUUGUCACUGACCAGUAUAUGUAGGAGCUGCUUAACUCAGACUUAACAGUGAUCGGGCGGGCGGGGGGGAGAAUUUUCUUUUUUAUAUAUAUAUAUAAAAUUUCUUUUUAUUAUUAUUAAUAAGUUUUUAUUGUUAAAAUAGUUCAUCAUUAAUACACAUAUACAAGCAUACAAACAUACAUUUCAUACAAUCCUUAAAAGUGUUCAAACAUACUUACACUCAAUCCCACAAAUAAUUCCUUUCCCCAUCACCAUCCACCACCCCUCACCCCACCUUUGUGUUUGACUUCCAAUCUACUCAAUUACAAUUUCUUUCCACUUCUAUUACUUUCUUUCACACACCUUUAGCCUAAUUUCAUACUUCUUUUUCUAUUACACAUUGUUAUCCAUCUUAUUUGAUAUUUCAGUAUUUGAAAUGGAACUUGUUUAUUCUAAUAGGAGUUCUGAUUUUUCGAUAUGAUUUUGCAAGUAUCUUUUAAACACCUUCCAGUCCCUAUCUAUCUUUUCUUUUGAAAUGCUUCCAAUUUCUUCCAUUGUUUUGGAUAUGUUGUAAUACUCCAAUAAUUUGGCAAGCCACUCUGUUUUUGUCGGUAUUAUACCACUUUUCCAGUUUUUCGCAAUCAAUAGCCUUGCUGCUACUGUUGCGUAUAAAUAUAAGGUCUUAUCUUCUUCCUUUAGGCUUCCUGGUACUAUUCCCAAUAGAAAACCUUCUGGUGUUUUCCUAAAUGAGUAUCUAAACAUUUUUUUCAUUUCAUUAUAUAUUAUUUCCCAAAAUUGUUUGAUGUUUAAACAAUUCCACCAUAUAUGUAUCAUAGUACCUUUUCCCGUGUUGCAUCGCCAGCAGACAUCGCUACAAUUUUUAUUCAUUUUUGCUAUUCUUUCAGGUGUUAAAUACCAUCUAUGUUGCAUUUUAAGGUAAUUUUCUUUCAGUAUAUAACACAUAGUGAAUUUCAUAUCUUCUUUCCACAAUUUUCCCCAUUGUUCAAACAUAAUAUUUUUCCCAAUAUCUUGCGCCCAUUUAAUCAUUGAUGCUUUAACCAAUUCAUCCUUUGUUUCCCACUCUAAAAUCAGAUUAUACAAUUUAGAUAUAUUUUUUGAUUUUUCUUGUAUUAAGUAUUUAUCGAAUUUUGAUAUUUCUUUUUCAAAUCCUAACUUUUUGUCUUUCGCUAAUCUAUACUUAAUUUGAAUAUAUUGGAACUGUAAUAAAUGUAGGGGUUACUCGUGCGCAAGUUGGUGCCACUCCUGACUAGUUUGGCUUGUUAAACCUUUUCUGUCUGGACAGCCCUACACUUCGUGGCUGCUCAGUCGCUAGCAGAAUCCGUCAGUGGGCGUUUCUUAAACCUUUUCCAGCAUAAAAGUUGUUUGACUCCAAGUCUCCUCCUACUCUCCCUGCACGGAAGUCUUCUGCGCAGGGAGGGCGUGGGUAGCGGAGGACCCGUGCUCUCCUCGCUGAUCUCUGGAGAGGAGUCCUGGAGCCCCCUCGCCGAUUCCCCCAUCUGCCCCCCUUUAUCCCUGGUGUUACGCUGAUUUCCUUCCCCAGCUGGUGAGCCGCCUCUCCCCCUGCUGGGCCCUUCUCCAGCAUCGCUUGAGAGCCUCGCCUCCGCCUCUGGCUCCGAUGUCAGUUCCCUGACAGGAACCAAUCACUAAUAUGAGCUUUAAUUUCUGUGUAAUCCUUUAAUUCCAAUUCUCCGUUUUCUUCCUUUAAUACAGUUUUAUAGGUAGCCCAAUUUUCUUUCAUAUUUAAUUUUUCACUGCGACAAUUUCUGCUGGCGAUGCCCACCAGGGAGUUUUCGGUUCUAGGAGUCUUUUAUAUUUCUCCCAUAUUUUAUAUAUAGAUUUUCUGAUUAUAUGCCCUAGGAAGCCUUUAUGUACUCUCACUUUUUCAUCUGUUAGAUAGGCAUGCCAUCCAAAUCUCGUCUCUACUCCCUCUACAGUGGUGCCCCGCAAGACGAAUGCCUCGCAAGACGGAAAACCCGCUAGACGAAAGGGUUUUCCGUUUUGGAGGUGGUUCGCAAAACGAAUUUCCUAUGUGCUUGCUUCGCAAGAUGAAAAUGUCUUGCGAGUUCCUGCGGGGUUUUUUUUCCUCCCCCCCCUUUCCCCAAGCCGCUAAACCGCUUAUCAGCUGAUGGCUAAGCCGCUUAUCAGCUGAUCUUUAAGCCGCUUAACAGCUGAUGCUAAGCCGCUUAUCAGCUGAUCGUUAAGCCGCUUAUCAGCUGAUCUUUAAGCCGGCUAAGCCGCUAAUACUGUAGCGCUAAGCCGCUAAACCUCUAAUGGGCUUGCUUCGCAAGACGAAAAAACCCACAAGACGAAGAGACUCGCGGAACGGAUUCUUUUCGUCUUGCGAGGCACCACUGUAAAUCCAAUACAUCUGAGUCAUCUAAUUUGAUCCAUUCCUUUAGCCAGGUCAGACCCACCGCAUCGUGAUUUAACUCCAUAUCUGGGAGAAAAUUCUCCCCCCCCCCCAGAUAUGGGGGGGGGAGAGUUUUUAUCCUGCUGGAACCCUUGGGUCCCCACACUCCUGUGGGGUUUUUUUGGGGGGUGCGCUGAACUCUAGCGCUGCCCUCCAAGCCUCUCUGCUGGCUCUGUGUUGCAGACGACACUCAGCACACCGCCAUCAUCCUCCGCAGCAGACCGGAAUUCAGGAGCUGCUUAACUCAGACUGCAGGCCCUCGUGUCUUCGUUCUAAGGCUCUAGGGGCCAGCUGGCUGAGCAGCUGUGGGUUGCACUGCAGCUCAGCCACUAGCAGGCAGGUAGCCAUUCCCAGUGCACGUGGCAGCCAUAAUUUUCUGGUAUGAAGCUGGGCAUUCUGUUCUCAGCAUCUGAGUUCCUUUAGUCAUUGGAUGCUGCAGGCCCAUCAGCUGUAUUUUGUAGGCUUUUGAUGCUUUUAGCUUUAACCCCGAGAGUUCCUAUUUCUAGUUGAUUUCCAUUUGCAACAAUAACAUCUUGGUAGAUCUGAUUUCUGUUCCAAGUGAAUUUUUAUUGUUUUCCUUACAUAUUCUUUUCCAACAAGUUGUAAUAGCACCAUACAUUCCCUUUGACUCUGCCGAGUCGCGACCCCCCUCCCUCCCCACAACUGGUAUAUUUAUCCUCUUUCCAUCACGCACAUCAUUCUCAUAUUAGUACUAUUAUACAUUGGAGGUAUUAUGUCAAUCCUGCUAGUGUAUUGACCUCUUUACAAUUCUUCUUUAAAUAUUCAAUAAAUUUACUCCAGUUAUUUUGGUAUCUUUGAUCUCCCUGGUCCCGGAUCCUCCCUGACAGUUUGUCAAGUUCUGCAUAUUCUGUCAACUUUGCCUGCCACUCCUGAAUAGUUGGUAUGUCUUGUACUUUCCAUCUUUGGGCCAGAAGGGUCCUCGCGGCAGCUGUAGCAUACAUGAACAGAUUUUGAUCUUCUAUUUUAAUUUCUGUUCCUAUUAAGCCUAAUAGACUCGUUUCCGGUCUUUUGGGGAAAGUAUAUCUAAAUAUUUUUUUGAGUUCAUUAUAAAUUGAUUCCCAAAAUUUUUUUACCUUAUCACAGGUCCACCACAUAUGGAAAUAGUCCCCAUCUGCCUUUUUACAUUUCCAACAUUUUCUUUCUUUUUUCCUAUACAUUUUAGCUAAUUUUACUGGCGUCAAAUGCCAUCUAUACACCAUUUUUAGCAAGUUUUCCUUUAAAGUCAUGCAUCCUGUAAAUCUCAAACCCUCCUUCCAUAAUCUUUUCCACGCAUCCAAUUCAGUGUUAUGCCCAAUAUCAAUUGCCCAUUUUGUCAUUGAUUCCUUUACUUCUUCGUCUUUUGUAUACCAUUCUAGCAAUAAACUAUACAUUCUUGAUAAAAUUUUAUCUUUACAGUCUAUUAACUCGAUUUGGAAUUUCGAUUUUUUAUCUUCGAACCCAUUUCUCUUUUUAUCUUCCUUUAAUAAGUCACUGAUCUGGUGGUAUUGCAGCCACCCUGUUAACAUCUUUUCAAUUUGGUCAUAUGGUUUGAGCUUUAUCCCUUGGUCUGUUUUCCUAAUAAUAUCCUCAUAUGUUACUCUUUCCCCUUCCACGUUUACUUUUUUUGUUGUCAACACCUCAGUUGGUGAUAUCCACCACGGUGUCUUUCUUUCCAGGAGGUUUUUAUUCCAAUCCCAUACUUCAUAUAAAGAUUUCCUAAUCACAUGGUUUAGAAAACCUUUGUGUACCUUUACUUUGUUGUACCAUAGGUACGAAUGCCAACCGUAUCUAUUGUCGUGGCCCUCUAGAUCAGUGUUUUCUAAAGUCAGCCAAUCUUUUAACCAUACCAAGCACGAAGCUUCAUAAUAUAAAGUCAGGUCUGGUAAAUCAAAACCUCCUCUCUCUUUCUUAUCUAUUAGUAUCUUUAUUUUUAUCCUUGGCCUUUUCCCCUGCCAGACAAAUUUCGCUAAAAUUUUUUGCCAAUCCUUAAAUUGUCUUAUCCCUUUUACCACUGGUAUUGCUUGAAAUAGGAAAAGCAGUCUAGGUAGUAUAUUCAUUUUUAUCACAGAGAUUCUGCCUAAUAAUGACAAUUUUAGCCUGCUCCAUAUAUCCAUAUCUUUCUUAGUUUCUUUCCAUACCACCUCAUAGUUGUCCUUGUACAAGUUUAUAUUUUUUGUUGUCAUCCAAAUUCCUAAAUAUUUUAUUUUUUUAACUAUCGCGAUUCCUGAGUCUACUUGUAACUCUUCUUUCUUCAGAUUUUUUGCUAGCAUUUUCGUCUUGUUUUUGUUGAGUUUAAACCCUGAUACCUUCCCAAACUCUUCUAUUCUUUUUAUUGCCUCUUUCACACUUUGUCUUGGUUCUUCCAACGUUAAGACUAGAUCAUCUGCGAAGGCUCUUAAUUUAAAUUCUUUUCGUCCCACCUUAAUGCCUCUGACUUCUGAUGAAGUCAGAGAUCUGAUUUCUGCUUUUACAUUUGAAAAAGAGAAGUCAUUCAAAUCCUGUUUUUUCUGCCUUUUGCAGAAAUGAAGGCGACAAGAAGGAAAAACAUAUUCCAAUGCCAUGCUCUACCAGUUCUAACCCGAACGCUCCACAACACUCAAUCCCUGGCCAUGCCUCGAGUCAGACUCGGUCACAAUCUAGGAGCUCUGAGCCCCACAGCAGAAAACAGUCACGAUCUAGGAGUUCUGAACAUUGCAGGAGAAAACGGUCACGAUCUAGGAGUUCUGAACGUUGCAGGAGAAAACGGACACAAUCUAGGAGUUCUGAACGUUACAGGAGAAAACGGACACAAUCUAGGAGUUCUGAACGUUGCAGGAGAAAACGAUCACGAUCUGGGACUUCUGAACGUUGCAGGAGAAAACGGUCACGAUCUGGGACUUCUGAACGUUGCAGGAGUAAACGGUCACGAUCUAGGAGUUCUGAACGUUGCAGGAGUAAACGGUCACGAUCUAGGAGUUCUGAACGUUGCAGGAGAAAACGGUCACGAUCUAGGAGUUCUGAACGUUGCAGGAGAAAACGGUCACGAUCUAGGAGCCCCAGAUGUAGGUCCAGGUCUGCAGAGCGACCAAGCUCCCCCAGCUCGAGUUCUCAAACCUCUUCUAGCCAGAAGAGAGAACUGGGAAAAUCAACUAAAUCUCCAGGUAAGGUGGAUGUUACAGAUGCUUCAGUAACUGGCCUUUGGUUUUUUGUAAGCAGGAUAAUGUGUGUGAUAUUGGCAGGCGUGUUGCAGUGGCUUUGGCUCAGUGAAUAGUUUGUUCUGUUCUGCGGUUUUUCUCCUGGCUUUGUCAUUGUGUCAAUAUAAUGCCUGCCAAGGAGACCAAGCUUGUUCCUAUAUUGGAUUGUGUGAAUGACUCUGCAACCCAUUUCAAAAGGGGAUGUUGGUUGAUCUCAGCCAUUUCACUCCUCUGGAGUUUUCCCCACCCACUUUGUAGUUUUUACAGUUGCUUAGUACAAUGACCUCCUUGCACUCAUGCUAUGCAGGGUAGAACCUUGUUGCAAAUUCAGCUGUGACCGAGGAUCAGGGGAGAUAUUCUGCUGCUUCCCUGCAGUAUUGUUGCCAAAGGUAGACCUGAAGUUGUUGCAAUAGAGCGUUGAUGAACUGCGGGGGGGGGGGGGGCGGGUAUUGGUUCCUGUACGGAUAUCAGGGGGUUACUCGAGAGCAAUCAGGCAAGUGCCUCCCUGGUCGGAUGUAAAGCCUCGGUAUUGGUGCCAAAAACCCUUCACCAUGCAGAGCGCCACUAUUCCAUGGCUCGCUCAUUCACUGGCAGAAUCUGUGAGUGGGCGGUCCUUAAACCUUCCCCAGCAGAGUAGUUUCUUGACGCCCAAUCUGCGCCUCCCCUCUCAGCGCGGAAGCCUACUGUGCAGAGAGGGCGUGGGUAACGGAGGACCUCUCUCCUCCCUGCUUUCGCCAGGCAAGGUGUCCUGGCACCGCCUCGCCUCCUCCGAGCCCUGAAGCUCCUCUACACUGGAGGCGUGGUUACUCUCCUCCGCUGAGGAGGUGCUGCUUCCCACGAUCUUUGGGGGAUCUCUAAUCCAUACGGCUUUUUCCCUCUCGCCCCUGAGCCAAGGGCAGUUCCUUGACAGUUACAUUUUGUUCUUCUUUUUAUUUUGUAUCUUUUGGGUUUUUCAUCUUGUAUUUUUAUGUUGUGAACCACCCUGAGAUGUAUGGAUGGAGGGCGGUAUACCAAUUUAAUACUAUUGUUAAUAAUAAUAAUGAGCCGCUUGCUUUUUCUCCCCGUCUUUAGCGUCGUCUGCAGAAGCAGGAAGCUCCAGGAAACCUCCAGCCAAAUCUGCUCUCCCAGGUCUGUGUCUGACACUCUAACCACUACACCGGAGUGGCUCUUCAUAAUGGCCCGGGAGGAUGGGAGGGGCUCAGCUGGAGCAGACCCUGAUGCAUUAUUUGCUUACUGUCCCCUCUCUACUGGGCACCUCACUGUGUAGAGUAAUUGAUGGGAAAUGAUCAUUUUGGGGGGUGGGAAGGGGAUAUCCAGUAGGAGCAAGCUCCAAGGUGGCCUUUGCCCUUGGCAUCCUCUCUCCUGGAAUUUAGUUGGCAUCCAUCUGUGUUGCAUAACAGAAUCAUGCCUUCCUUCAGCAGGACCUAUGGUACCUUCAGUGGCUUCGUUUAUGCCUCCGUCUUCAGAAUCUCCAUCUCCGUCAAUGAUGAAUGAUUAUCAUGCUGUGUUGCCAACAGUACUUCCACACGUGUGUUGUCUGUGUAAAAUAGAAUGUUCAAGUAUGACGGUGAGUUCUUUGUUUUUGCAGAAAAAAGUGCACACGGUUGUAUUGAGCCCAGGAUGAGUGCAUUUUCCACUCUGGCUUUCAAGCAGAUCUUACGCUAUGAGGAGUGGUUGAUGUUAUCCUGGGGAAGUCAACAUGGUGACUGCCAAAUGUUGGACAGCAUCACUGCAGCAUAUCUCCCCUCCCCUAAUCCCCAAGGAGACAUCUUUGCCACCUCAGGGCCUCAUGAAUCCCCACGUCCAGAACGCCCAUUUGACAUUGGUGGGAUUCAAACCUGACACCAUGUCUGGAGACUCUGUCUUAUCUGAGCUGCUGUUGUCUAUUUUAAUAUCAAAUGCAUUGCACAGUAUUGAACAUUGUCCAGUGUUAAACUCAUACACAGGACUGAAGGGCAGGUGAGUGUGUUUCUACUCUGCUGUAGAAACUCAGAUAUAUAAGCUAGGUGACAAAUGGCUUCUUAACCCAAGGUGUCAGUUGGCAAAAAAGUAUAUACCGUAUAUACCAUUAGGGUUUUUUUUUUUUUUUUAAUAGUUGCUGCUCAGCAGCAGAGGAGGGCCCUUCUGUGGGUCUCUCAGAAGCAUACUGACUGACUGCCGCAGUAGAUGGGAUGCUGGACUAGGUGACACUUUGUUCUCAUCUAUCAGCCGGGCUUUUUUAUGUUCUCAUGCUGAUUUCUUCCCUCUCUCCCUGUAGGGCUGGAAUCUGCAUGUGCGCACUGCUGCACACUCCGAGAAAUGUGAUGAGCUACGCCAACAGUAAGGCCUUUCAUUUUAAUUUAUUGGGAAUAGAUUGAGGAUUUGAAAUGGUUUGGAAAUGACUUCCUGGAUACCUCAGGGCUUUGCUAAAAGCAGCAGAGCCAUUGCUUACAUGCCUUGCCACAAACCUCAGCCAAGGAAGUUGUGGGAGCUCACCUUUGAAGGAACGGUGCCUGCUCUAGUUUCUGUUCUGCAUGAAUUUGUAUAAGUGGUCUGUAGGCCGAUUGUGGAGCUGAACCAGGGAAGAAGGCAGAAGCUCAGAGGCAUCUCAUCUUGCGUUCUGUGGCUUUUAGAUGCCUGUGGAGCAUGAGCAGAGUUUUACGAGGGGUGGCUUCAGGACAAACCAGUUCUUGGAGGAGCUGGGACCUGAGUCUCAUGCCAGGGAGCUUUUGGAAUACUGGGUCCAAGAGUCAGGGAAUCCUCAUGGAAUCGCCUUUAAACUUCCCCAGAAGAGCAGUAGUAAAAGAUCAAUAAUUUGGACAAAAGGGAGAGAAAUACUUGACAGUUUUAGAAACUUGCCUGAAUGAUAAUGGAAUGGAGUACAUGUACCGUGUCAAAGGAAUAACACAGCUGUUUUGCUGGCUUUUCUUGAAACAGGUAUCCUGGCUGGAAUCCAGAAGAAUUCUCUUCGUUACAGAGGUAACCUUCUAAUCUCAACAUGAAUACUCAGUUAUAAGAAUUAGGCUGCAGUAAUCUCAUUUCCUUGUUGUCCCCGAUGGUGUGGGUUUUUGGAGACAUUUUGAAUGGGAAAUUUGCAUCAGGGCAUUCUGCACUGGGACAUUUUCUGAUGCCCAAGAAAGUGAUCUGUGAUCUAAUUCUGGUCUUUCAUUGUAUUUAAUAGAGAAAACUCAAAACUGAAAACUGCAAGUAUCUGCUGUUUGCCCCCGUUAAUUCCUUCUUAGGAACCAUGUAACAAAGAACACUUCUGCAGAAAAAGUAACCAACCCCCCCAGAUAAUAUUUUCCACCCCAGGUUACUGGUUGUCACUGACCCCGUACAUGUAGGAGCUGCUUAACUCAGACUGCAGGUCUUCGUUCUAAGGCUCCAGGGGCCAGCUGGCUGAGCAGCUGUGGGUUGCACUGCAGCUCAGCCACUAGCAGGCAGGUAGCCAUUCCCAGUGCAGCCAUAAUUUUCUGGUAUGAAGCUGGGCAUUCUGUUCCCAGCAUCUGAGUUCCUUUAGUUAUUGGAUGCUGCAGGCCCAUCAGCCGUAUUCUGUAGACUUUUGAUGCUUUUACCUUUAACCCUGAGAGUUCCUAUUUCUAGUUGAUUUCCAUUUGCAACAAUAACAUCUUGGCAGAUCUGAUUUCUCCUUUUACAUUUGAAAAAGAGAAGUAAUUCAAAUCCUGUUUUUUCUGCCUCUUGCAGACAUGAAGGUGACAAGAAGGAAGAACAUAUUCCAAUGCCAUGCUCUACCAGUUCUAACCCGAAUGCUCCACAGCACUCAAUUCCUGGCCAUGCCUCAAGUCAGACUCGGUCACGAUCUAGGAACUACAGACGUAGGUCCAGGUCUUCAGAGCGACCAAGCUCCCUCAGCUCAAGUUCUCAAAGCUCUUCUAGUCAGAAGAGAGAACUUGGAAAAUCAACUGAAUCUCCAGGUAAGAUGGAUGUUACAGAUGCUCCAUUAACUGGCCUUUGGUUUUUUGUAAGCAGGAUUAUGUGUGUGAUAAUGGUAGGCGUGUUGCAGUGGCUGUGGCUCAGUGAAUAGUUUGUUCUGUUCUGGGGUUUUUUCUCCUGGCUUUGUCAUUGUGUCAAUAUAAUGCCUGCCAAGGAGAUCAAGCUUGUUCCUAUAUAGGAUUGUGUGAGUGACUCUGCAACCCAUUUCAAAAUAGGUUGUUGGUUGAUCUCAGCCAUUUCACUCCUCUGGAGUUUUCCCCUACCCACUUUGUAGUUUUUACAGUUGCUUAGUACAAUGAUCUUCUUGCACUCAUGCUAUGCAGGGUAGACCUUUGUUGCAAGGGGUGGUGGUAUUGGUUCCAUUUUGUUCUUGUUUCUAUUUUGUAUGUUUUGAGUUUUUAAUCUUGUAUUUUUAUGUUGUGAACCGCCCUGAGAUGGAUGGAUGGAGGGCGGUAUACCAAUUUAAUACUACUGUUAAUAAUAAUAAUGAGCCGCUUGCUUUUUCUCCCCGUCUUUAGUGUCGUCUGCAGAAGCAGGAAGCUCCAGGGAACCUCCAGCCAAAUCUGGUCUCCCAGGUCUGUGUCUGACACUCUAAACACUACUCCACAGUAUCUCUUCAGAAUGGCCUUGGAGGAUGGGAGGGGCUCAGCUGGAGAAGACCCUGAUGCAUUAUUUGCUUUCUGUCCCCUCUCUACUGGGCACCUCACUGUGUAUAGUAGUUGAUGGGAAAUGAUCUUUUUGGGGGGCGGGAAGGGGAUAUCCAGUAGGAGCAAGCUCCGAGGUGGCCUUUGCCCUUGGCACCCUCUCUCCAGGAAUUUCGUUGGCAUCCGUCUGUGUUUCAUAACAGAAUCAUGCCUUUUUUCAGCAGGACCUGUGGUACCUUCAGUGGCUCAACCCUCAACAACACCUGCGGCUUCGUUUAUGCCUCCGUCUUCAGGAUCUCCAUCUCCAGCAAUAAUGAAUGAUUAUCAUGCUGUGUCGCCAACAGUACUUCCACACGUGUGUUCUCUGUGUAAAAUAGAAUGUUCAAGUAUGAUGGUGAGUUCUUUGUUUUUGCAGAAAAAACGUGCACACGGUUGUAUUGAGCCCAGGAUGAGUGUAUUUUCCACUCUGGCUUUCAAGCAGAUCUUACGCUAUGAGGACUAUGGCACCCAGGCAUCUCCACUUGGUUGUAAGUUUCUGAUAGCGAAGUGCAAGAUGUGCUUGGCACGUGGCUAGUUUUGAACACUGCCACAGACUCAUGACCUUUAAUGACCAGAUUUGCAGUUUUAUAGACAGAAGUCACAUCCGUGGGUUUUGGGCAUAUCACUAAGUGGAACUUAGUGUUUUAUUUUUAUAAAAAAAUGAAUAUGCCGUGAUUUUUUUAAAAAAAAUAGUUUCUCCUGGGAGAAGCAGCAGCAGCAGCAGAGGAGGGCCCAUCUGUGGGUUUCUCAGAAGCAUCUGGCUGACGGCCGCAGGAGAAGGGAUGCUGGACUAGGUGACACUUUGUUCUCACCUAGCGUCCAGGCUUUUUUGUGUUCUCAUGCUGAUUUCUUCCCUCCCUCCUUGUAGGGCUGGAAUCUGCACGUGGGCAGUAUUGCACACUUCAAGAAAUGUGAUGAGCUACGCCAACAGUAAGGCCUUUCAUUUUAAUUUAUUGGGAGUAGAUUGAGGAUUUGAAAUGGUUUGGAAAUGACUGCCUGGAUACCUCUGUCAGGAUUCACAGAAUACUGUGUGAGAUAGUAAGUCUGCAGGCUUGAGUUUGCUAGCUGAUGCAACCAGCCUGCAAUACUUUCUAUGGAAUUGCUGGGUCAGAAUGACUCAGCAGUAAUGUGCUGUCAGCUGAUUGGCUGUCAUCGGUUUAAAAGGGAAACCUGUCCAGCAGUAAGGUGGUGGUGUAGAGGUGUGUGGUCAGAUAGAGUUAGAGGUCUUCCUAUUUGCUUUAAGGUGCAGCCAGAUACUCUGACUGACUGUAUAAACUGCUCGUGUAUUAUAGCCUGUAAAUAUUUGUGUAUAUAUAUCUCACAAUAAAUUUACUGCACUGAAGAACCUGGAACUCUGAGCAUUUCUGCUAAAGCGCUACGAAGAAUUUGCGGCAACCUCGGGGCUUUGCUAAAAGCAGCAGAGCCAUUGCUUACAUGCCUUGCCAUAAACCUCAGCCAAGGAAGUUGUGGGAGCUCACCUUUGAAGGAAAGGUGCCUGCUCUAGGUUGUGUUUUGCCUGAAUUUGUAUAAGUGGUCUGUAGGCCGAUUGUGGAGCUGAACCAGGGAAGAAGGCAGAAGCUCAGAGGCAUCUCAUCUUGCGUUCUGUGGCUUUUAGAUGCCUGUGGAGCAUGAGCAGAGUUUUACGAGGGGUGGCUUCAGGACAAACCAGUUCUUGGAGGAGCUGGGACCUGAAUCUCAUGCCAGGGAGCUUUUGGAAUACUGGAUCAAAGAGUCAGGGAACCCUCAUGGAAUCACCUUUAAAUUUCCCCAGAAGAUCAGUAGUAAGAGAUCAAUAAUUUGGACAAAAGAGAGAGAAAUAAUUGACAGUUUUAGAAACUUGCCUGAAUGAUAAUGGAAUGGAGUACAUGUACUGUGUCAAAUGAGUAACACAGCUGUUUUGCUGGCUUUUCUUGAAACAGGCAUCCUGAGUGGAAUCCAGAAGAAUUUUCUUCGUUACAGAGGUAACCUUUCAAUCUCAACAUGAAUACUCAGUAAUGAGAAUUAGGCUGCAGUAAUCUCAAUUCCCUGUUCUCCCCAAUGGUAUGGGUUUUCAGAGACAUUUUGAGUGGAAAAUUUGUGUGAGGGCAUUCUGCACUGGGACAUUUUCUGAUGCCCAGGAAAGUGAUCUGUGAUCUAAUUCUGGUCUUUCAUUGUAUGUAGUAGAGAAGACUCAAAACUGUAAAAUUGUUAAGUUAUCUGCAGUUGACCACUGUUCACUGCUGCUUAGGAACUAUAACAAAAAACACUUCUGCAGAAAAAGUAACCUGUCAGAUGCUGCUGGUGGUUGCUCGUGAGUAACCAGGCAGGACUCCAAACCUGUCUUUUACAGGUUUUAUUGUGCAAACUAUUUACAGUGCAGAUCUCCAAAGUUCAUGUCCGUCUUAGUCACUUACAGAAUCUGGGAGUGGCCCCUUCCGGCUUCUCCCCCAACAUAAGAACUUCGACACCCGAAGCCCCCCUCCCCUCCUUGCGUUUCACCCUUCUGUGCAAGCUGGGCGGCGGAAGUGGCAUGCGUCCCUCCUGGCUAACCUGGCGAGUUGAGGCGCUGGGGCUCUCCGCAGCAUCCUUGAGCCCAUUCCUCACUUGGCUGGCCCCUUCCCUCUCUUCUCCACUGGAGGUGUGGCUUUUCCCACUGCUGGAAGUGGAACUGCUUCUCAGGAGUUUCGGAAGCUCUCUGUAUUCCAACGCCCCCCUGCCUCCCUCCCUUGUUCCGAUAGCAGUCCCCUGAUAUCCACCCCCCUCAAAACCUCCCGCCCUGUCGGUGAGGUCCAGAGCUGCUUCCCACUCACUGGUGUCGCCGGGGGGGGGGGGAACCUGAGGAAGGAAUCGUCGUUCUCCUCUGUGAAGUCAAAAACUGCUCCCCCCGACAAUUCCGGCUCUGGCGGGAAGUCCCCGGAAGGUUCCUCCUCAUCAGAGACCUCGGCAAUUUCGUCCUCUAUUUCCUCCCCAGGAAUCCCUCAAAGUCCCCCUCAUUCUCUGUGGGUCCAAACACUUCCCCAAAUAACAACUUUGGGGGUUUGGGCUUGUGCAGUAAGAGAGCGUGGAACUCCUCUACAAGAUACUCCUCGGUCACGCACCCUGCCGGAAUCCACACGUUUUCCGAACUAGGAGCCCCCUCCCAGGCAACUAAGUACUCUAGUUGAUGUCCGUUCCACCUGGAGUCAAGUGUCUCUGUCACUUCAUUACAGACUUCCCUUCUAUGUUUGGCGAGGUGGGCAUCCCCUGUUCUCUCCCCGGGAAGCUGUGGCCCUCCCUGUAAGGCGACAGCAGAGACUUGUGAAACUCUGGAUGUAUCCUCAUGUUAUCCGGCAACUUCAGCCUGAAUGCUAUUGGGUUGACCUGCUGUGUCACCUCAAAGGGACCAACCCUCCUAGGCUGCAGUUUCUUGCACCCCCCUCUCAGGGGCAACCACACCUUGUCCCCCACCCUGAUAACCUCCCCCGGUCUCUUAUGUUUGUCUGCCGCCUUCUUGUAGGCCUCCUUGGCUCUUUCCAGAGUCAUCUUGAGCUGUUGGUGUAUGGCCUACAUCUCUUCUGCGAAAUGUUUUGCGGCUGGUACACUCCAUUCCUCCUCCUUCUGCCCUGGAAAGGCCCUGGGAUGACACCCGUAAUUGGCAAGAAAGGGACUCAUCCCUGUGGACACGUGUUCAGCAUUAUUGUACGCAAACUGCCAGUGCUUCCUUCUCCACCCAAUUGUUCUGCCGCUGAUUGACGUAGCAGUGCAAGUACUGAUGCAAAAUGGCAUUUGCUCUCUCUGCCUGUCCAUUAGUCUGUGGGUGCCAGGCUGUGGAAAAACUCACCUCUACCUGCAACAAACUCAUGAGCUUGCGCCAGAAACGCGAAGUGAACUGUCUUCCGUGGUCAGAAAUUACCCUAGAAGGGGUCCCAUGCAGCCGAAAGAUGUGAUCCAGGAACAGCUUGGCAGUUUCCUAAGGUGACACCACAUGGGAGGAUGCCACAAAGUGGCAUAUCUUGGUCAGCAGGUCCACCACUACCAGGACUGCCGUCUUACCUCGGGACAUGGGCAGGUCCGUCGUGAAGUCUAUGGACACCACUUCCCAUGGUCUCCCCAGUGUUGGUAAGGGUUCUAGCAGCCCCGCUGGGGCCGCCCUUUCCCUCUUUGCUCACUGACACAUGUCGCACCCUCAGACAUGUUCCCGCACAUCCUCCCUUACCUUGGGCCACCAGAAAUCCCACCUAACUAAGUAGGGACUUCCGCUUUGUAAUCCGAAGGGCAUAAUGAGGUAUUCAAAUGCCCCUAGUAAACAUUGUCAUCUUCCAUUCAUCUCCCUUCCGUACUCUGAUCAGGUUGUAAGCUCCUCUGAGGUCAAGUUUGGUAAAAAUUCUGACCUUGCGUACUCUCGCCAGCACGUCGUCGAUGCGAGGCAUGGGAAAUGCAAGGAGUUGACAACCCUGAAAUUCACCACCAGACGGCACUCCUUGGUCCCCUUCUUGUCCACGAAGAACACUGGACUUCCUCACACCGUCUUUGAUUCUCAGACGAAACCUUUUCUUAAGUUCUUUUUUGAAUGAUAUUUAUUGAAAAAAAAUUUUUUUUUUAAAGUUACAAAAGAAAAACAAAGUAGAAAAAGAGAAAAACAAACCACUUCCAACCAUACAUAUACAAAUUCAAAAUAGGAAAGAAAACAAAAACAAGGAGGUGGCGCCAACGGCAAUGGCGGAAUCCCUCUAAUUCGGAGGGAGACCGCUCCACAGAAAUCGGGUCUAUACCGCUUCGGCGCAGCGGGGACCCUUUAAACCACAGGCGGGUGAAGCCUGUGACCCUGGGACUCGGCGGGCACUGUUUGCGCCCCCCCCCAAUCUGUAAAGGAACCCAGCAACGGGCUCCGGAACAGAGCGGGGAAGUGGCGCUGUGCUGCGAGUCGUCUGCUUCUUUUGUGGAGUGAAGCCGCGUAGCUGUUGCCGGAGAGCGCUGCCUUUUUUCCUGGACAAUUCGGACUUUAAAACAAACAUCCGUGAGUACCCAGAAUUUGAACAAAUUGGGACAGUAAAUGAAGAUUAGUGAAAAGGACAGAAUUGGACUAUAAAAAAAAAGAAAGAAAGAAAAAUCGAUUGAAUUUGGUACGGAGCGGGAAGGGCUAAACAGGAAGUCACCCUUCCGUUCUUUUGUAAAUACAACAAAGCAAAGGCAACUUAUACUAGAGCUUUGAAAAUUGCUUUUAAAAGAGUGGAUUCCAACAUUUUAAAUUGGGAAUAUUUUUUUGGGGACUAUUUGAAGCAGUAAAAGGAAGUUAUUUUCGUCCUGAUCCUGGAGUGGGGAAGUCAGGACUGACGUGAAUCAAUCAAGAUAUCUGUGUGAGACAGAUAGUUAAAAGAAGAGAAUUUUUGUGACUCUACUGUUCCCUUUCGCAUUUUAAAGGAAUAUAUAUGGAUAAAGUAUCUCAAGUAACAUGGAAAUGUAACAAGAACAAAUAUAAGUCUUCUCCCUAGGGGGAGCCUUAGAGACUGUAACUAAUGCCAAGGACUUGACAGCUGUUACAAAUAAUCGUGGGAGAGUGCAACAAUGUUUUCAGAAGUUGUGGUUUGCCUGCUUAAUAAAACAAAGAAUCUAUUGGAAGAACUACAUGAUAAGGUGAACCAGAUGGCCAAGUCAACUGGAAAUCAUGGACAGGCAGUGGAAGGCUUUGAUCAAACUGUGGGAAUAUAUGUGGAGUCUAUCCAGGACUCAAACCAGGAGUGUGUCUUGACAGAACAGGGGUUUGUGGCAUUAAAUCAGGAGUGUGGCUUGACAGAACAGUCUCAACAGGAGCUUGAUCCUUCGGAUUUGAUAAUGGAACUUGGAAAAAACCAGAUAUGGGAAGGGAAAGUUCGAUGUGGUUUUGAAAUCGGGGGCUGGAUUGACCCCCCUAUGUUGGGAUAUCUGGACUUUUUAAAUACAGUAACAGGCUGCAACAUGUUUGGAAUUGUGGGGGCCCACAACUUCGGAGGGCCCUUGAAGUAUGUUCUUAAAUACUACAUGGAAUGCAGCGAUGAACAGGGAAAAGGAUCUGAUCUGAUGAGAAGGGUUAAAAACACUAUUAAGAUGGAGUUACUACGAGCAAGUGACUACAGCCACAAAUAUGAAGAAAAGCUGCGGAAGGGCCAUGGAAGUGAUCUGAGGGCCUCGGACAUAAGGUCACCGGGUUAGAUUGAGGAAUAAGGACUGACAAAUCCCGAAACCAGGAGGAAGGGACGUUGGAUUAAGAUCAGACUUGUUUAUAUGCUUUUUUCUCUUUUUUUUGUUUUUUAACUAACAGAAUGUUUUAUAAAGUUGAUGAAUGAUAGAAUGAUAGAAAAAUGAAUGAUAGAAAAAUGUUGGAAGAAAUUACCUGGCUUUAGUAAAGAUGUAUAAAGAAUUAUGAAAGAACAUUAUGAAUAUAAGAAGCUGGUAAGGUUAAGAUCUAAAUUUUAAAUUUUAAGAUUUAUUUUAUAAUAGAAAGAUGGAAAGGAUUUGUUGGGAUAAUUAAUAACUAUUAAAGAAUUAUGAAAGAACAUUAUGAAUAUAAGAAGCUGGUAAAGUUAAGAUCUAAAUUUUAAAUUUUAAGGUUUAUUUUAUAAUAGAAAGAUGGAAAGGAUUUGCUGGGAUAAUUAAUAACUGGAAUACAAAGGAAGGGAGGAGGAGGAGGUCUAAUGUUUUUUUCUUCUUUAUUAUUAUUUUUCUUCUGUAUUUUUCACUUUUUUAUAUUUUUAUUUUAUUACUUCUGUAUCUUUUUCUUUUUGUGUGUAAGUUUUUGUGUUUUCUAUUUUUUAUUUUUUGUGUAAUUUUUGUAUUUUUUGGAAAUCUCAAUAAAUAUUAUUAAAAAGAAAAAAAAGAAAACAAAAAUACACCACAAACAUUUAAAAACAUUUAAAAACAAAUCCAUUAUUCUCAACUCCUCAACUGUCAUUAUCCUCUUUCCUUGACCUCCUCCUCCUCCCCUUCCUUGUAUCCUGUUUGUUAAUUGUCACAGCAAAUCCUUUCCAUAUUUCAUAAUAUUCUGUCAUUACAUUACCUUAAACUUAUUUUAAUCUUAUCUUACUAUAAAAAAACACCUUGAGACUUAAAACUUAAAUCUUAUUUUUAUCAACUUCUCAUAACCAUAAUAUUCUUGCAUAAUUCUUUAAACAUUUUUACUAAAGCCAAGUAAUUUCAUUCCAACAUUCUUCUAACAUUCAUCAAUUUUAUAAAACAGUCCUAGUAGUGAAAAAAAGAAAUAAAAACAAAUCCAAUCUUCAUCCAGCGUCCCUUCCUCCUGGUCCUGGGUUUUGUCAGUCCUUAUUAUCCCAUCAAUCUGGCGCAUUAACCUGGUAAUCUUAUAUCCGAGGCCCUUAAGUCCAUUCCAUGUCCCUUCCACGGCUCUUCUUCAUAUUUAUAACUGUAUUUUCCUUUGUCUCCUCCUCCUUUCACUCGUGGGAACUCCAACUUGGCAAUAUUUUUAACCCUUCUCGACAGAUCAGCCCCUUUUCCAUAAUCGACACUAAAUUCCAUGUGGUAUUUAAAAACAUGUUUCAGAAUCCCUCCAAAAUUGAGAGCCCCCACAAUCCCAAACAUCUCACGGCCCAUUGCCAGACUUGAAAAGUCCAAUUUCAUAGGAGGGUCUAUCCAACCCAUUUCCAAACCAAACCAAACUUUUUCUUUCCAAAUCUGGCUUUUUCCAAGUUCAUUUGUCAAAUCCGAAAGCUCAUAUUCCUGUAGGGCCUGUUCUGUCAAGACACACUCCUGAUUUAAUUCCUGGGUAGGCUCCACAUAUUUUCCCACUGCCUGUUCAAAAUUUCCCACUGCCUGUUCAAAAUUUCUAAUCGAAUCAGCCAUCAAAUUCGUCUUCUCAUGUAACUGUUCCAGUAGGGCAUUUGUUUUAUAGAAAGCACACAACAGAGCUUCUGAGUACAUUGUCCUGAAGGUCAGAUGUCUAUCCCCACGAUUGUAAUCUGUAACAGUUGCCAGCUCCCAGGAGUUGGUUACAGUUUCACAGUCUCCCUCUAGGGGGAAAACUUCUGUUUAAUCUUUCUUUUAAAGACAAGUCUAGCAACAGAGUUUCCUUUUUUCAGAUAUUUUGUCAAUAUUUGUUCCUUUAAGGUGCGAAAGGAAACAAUGGAAUCACUAUGUUCCUCUUCUUUUAGCUAUCUGUCAAAAGCGCUUGUUUCUGGUCAAUGAGCUUCAAACGUCAGUCCUGACACCCCGCUCCAGGAUCAGGACGGUGGAAAGUUACUUACUUUAAACUCACUUCUGCAGGUUUAAACAGUCCAGAAAAGAUCCCCCUUCUUCUCCUGCUGCCGAAGGGGGGUUCAACAAUUUUAAAUGAUGAAAGCCAAUCCUUUAGAGGCGAUUUUCUGAGCUCUAGUUUACGUUGUCUUUGCUUUAUUCUGUCUACAAAGAAACGGAAGGCUGACUUCCUGUUUAGAUCUUCCCGUUUCAGUACCAAAUUGAAGUAAAAUUUUUAAGUCCAAUUCCUUUCUGCUCGCAAGUCCUUAUUUAAAGUCCAAUUGUUCAAAGUUUAAGUACUCACGGGUGCUUAUUUUAGAAGCCAAUUUGUCCCAGGAAAAAGGCAGCGCUCUCCGGCAACAGCUGUGCGGCUUCGCUCCACGAAAAUAGCGGUUGACUCACAGCACCGCGCCACUUCCCCCUCUUCGCUUCGGAGCCCGUUAGUGGGUUCCUUUGCGGGUUGGGGGGGGGCGCUAAGGGUGCCUGCCGAGUCCCAUGGUCACAGGCUUCAUCCGCCUGUGAUUUUUAAAAGGGUCCCCGCUUCGCCGUAGCGGAGAAGACCCGUUUCCCGCGGAGCUAGUCCCUCCAAUUCAGAGGGAGUCCGCCAUUGCCAAUGGCGCCACCCCGGAAGUCUCAAGUAUCUCUCUCUUCUUAAGUUCUUGUCAGUAAAAUUCAGAUCCUGUAUCUCUUGGUCCGACAUCCAGUACCGCUUACCCGCCGUCAACCUGGCCCCUGGGACCAAAUUGAUCUGACAGUCAUAUGGCCUGUGGGGAGGUAACUUGUCAGCCUCCCACUCGCUGAAGACUUUCUCAAAAUCCACAUAUUGCUGAGGAAUUCUCUUCUCCCCCAGACUCGCAGUAGUCGCUCCCAUGGCUCCUUCCUCCCCAGAAAGUGUUCCACACAGUGGGCCAACCCAAAGGUGAGGGAUUGCUGGAGCCACGACACCACCGGAUCAUGGAGAGGCAGCCAACUCAUCCCCAGAAUGAUGGGAGGUCCUGCCAAGGUGGUCACAUGCAAAGCAAUGGUCUCAGUGUGUUUGGAGACCCUCAUUCUCAUGGCGGUGGUGUCUGGUGAGAGACUUCAUCCCUCCCAACAACUCUCUCCCAUCAAUGGGGGUGACUUGCAAUGGAAAGUCUAGUGGGAGUAGGUGCAACUGGUGCUCCAAGGCUAAGUCUCUGCGGAAGAAGUUUGCACUGGCUCCUGAAUCAACCAAGCCCUGCAUUUCCACUGGGUAGCCAUUAGGGAGCUCCAGUAGCACUGUGACCAGUAUGCCCGCCUUGGGGGGACAUGGUCGGGGCCCUUCUUCUGCCUGGCUGGCUGCUGCCCCUGUUUUCCUGCAGCCAGGCACGGUCGUUUCUGUACUCUUUGGGCUCCUCUCCUUCCUCCAUAGCCGAUCCCCCCACCAUUUGUUGCCAGUCUUUGCGCUGCGGGCAAACCUUGGCACAGUGUCCCGGUUGUUGGCAGAGGAAGCACUUAUUGGCUGACUUCCAUCCCGUUCCCUCCUUUUUGCUUGGAACCGCAGCGUUUGAAGUUUCCUGCGCCCAGGCUUCGUCAAUUUCCAUUGGCUCCGCCUGGGGCAGCCUGUGUGUAGUCCCAGCUGGUGUCUCAGGAAUGUGGUUGCUAUAGAAAUGCUCCCCUCUGGCCUCCCGCCUUGUCUGUGCGUGUGCCUCUUGCUGUACACUAAUACCUAAUACUGCUUUGGUCAGCUCAUACAUCGAUCUCGGCCGGGGUCCCCUGGAGAGCACAUCCUUAAUGUCCGAAUUUAAGCCCAUCUUUAAAAGUGCCUGCAUGGGUUCGGACAACAAAUCACAGCCCAGUUUAUGCACCAGCAUUGCGAACUGGGACCAGUAGCUACAAACAGGGAUCCCUGUUUGGAUGUCAGGAGCUCCUACUGCGUGACAUCCCCUUGAAUUUCGCUGGUAAACAUUGCGUCCAUUGCCUCGUAAAAUUUCCGCAAGUCCUGGAGGGCAUUGUUUCCUGCCACUAUCAGGGGUCUCACCCAUUCCCGGGCUGCGCUUUCUAAGUGGGAAAUUGCAAAUGCCACCCUUUCCUCAGCAUCGGCAAAUUCCUUCUUUUGCAAGUCCAGGGUGUAUUUAAUUUCAGUCUUAAAGGCAAGGUACUCUUGAGAGUUCCCGCUAAAUUUGCUCACCAGCCCCGGUACCUUUCUCCCCACCGGAGUUGCUUUGAUGUGCUGCUCCUGCGACCUGCGCUCCUCCAGCCUUGUUGUGAAGUCAGCGACAUAUGCUUCCAGCUCCACGUUCCUCUGCACCAGGGCCGCUAUAUUCCACGCCUCCUCUUCCUCAGCACCUCCGCCUGCAGCUCCUUGCUCCUCUGACCUCCCUUUAUUAUUUUUACUCAUCAUGCUGCUCUUCACUGCUACACGUGAACAACCGCAAAGACUCCCGGAUUGCUGUCAGAUGCUGCUGCUGGUUGCUCGCGAGUAACCAGGCAGGAUUCCAAACCUGUCUUUUACAGGUUUUAUUGUGCAAACUAUUUACAGUGCAAAUCUCCAAAGUUCAUGUCCAUCUUAGGCACUUACAGAAUCCAGGAGUGGCCCCUUCUGGUUUCUCCCCCAACAUAAGAACUUUGACACCCCAAGCCUCCGCCUCCACUCCUUGCAUUUCACCGCUGUGCACAAGCUGGGCGAUGGAAGUGGCGUGCGUCUCUCCUGGCCAGCCCGGCAAGGUGAGGCGCCGGGGCUCUCUGCAGCAUCCUCGAGCCCUUUCCUCACUUCUCCACUGGAGAUGUGGCUUUUCUCACUGCUGGAAGAGGAACUGCUCCUCAGGAAUUUCGGAAGCUUUCUGUAUUCCAACGGGCCACCCUGCCUCCCUCCCCUGUUCCAAUGUAAGUCCCCUGACAGUAACCCCCCAGGAUAAUAUUCCCCCCCCCAAGGUUACAGGUUGUCACUGAGCAGUACAUGUAGGAGCUGCUUAACUCAGACUGCAGGCCCUCGUGUCUUCAUUCUAAGGCUCUAGGGGCCAGCUGGCUGAGCAGCUGUGGGUUGCACUGCAGCUCAGCCACUAGCAGGCAGGUAGCCAUUCCCAGUGCAGCCAUAAUUUUCUGGUAUGAAGCUGGGCAUUCUGUUCCCAGCAUUUGGGUUCUUUAAGUUAUUGGAUGCUGCAGUCCCAUCAGCUGUAUUUUGUAGGCUUUUGAUGCUGUUAGCUUUAACCCUGAGAAUUCCUACUUCUAGUUGAUUUCCGUUUGCAAAAAUAACAUUUUGACAGAUCUGAUUUUUCCUUUUACAUUUGGGAAAGAGAAGUCAUUCAAAUCCUGUUUUUUCUGCCUUUUGCAGACAUGAAGGUGAGAAGAAGGAAAAACAUAUUCCAAUGCCAUGCUCUACCAGUUCUAACCCGAACACUUCACAACACUCAAUCCCUGGCCAUGCCUCGAGUCAAAUUCGGUCACGAUCUAGGAGCCCUGGGCCCCACAGCAGAAAACGGUCACGAUCUAGGAGCCCUGGGCCCCACAGCAGAAAACGGUCACGAUCUAGGAGCCCUGGGCCCCACAGCAGAAAACGGUCACGAUCUAGGAGCCCUGGGCCCCACAGCAGAAAACGGUCACGAUCUAGGAGCCCUGGGCCCCACAGCAGAAAACGGUCACGAUCUAGGAGCCGCAGACAUAGGUCCAGUUCUGCAAAGCAACCAAGCUCCCCCAGCUCGAGUUCUCAAACCUCUUCUAGCCAGAAGAGAGAACUGAGAAAAUCAACUAGAUCUCCAGGUAAGGUGGAUGUUACAGAUGCUUCAGUAACUGGUCUUUGGUUUUUUGUAAGCAGGAUUAUGUGUGUGAUAUUGGCAGGCGUGUUGCAGUGGCUGUGGCUCAGUGAAUAGUUUGUUCUGUUCUGGGGGUUUUUUCCUGGCUUUGUCAUUGUGUCAGUAUAAUGCCUGCCAAGGAGACCAAGCUUGUUCCUAUAUUGGAUUGUGUGAAUGACUCUGCAACUCAUUUCAAAAGGGGAUGUUGGUUGAUCUCAGCCAUUUCACUCCUCUGGAGUUUUCCCCACCCACUUUGUAGUUUUUACAGUUGCUUAGUACAAUGACCUUUUUGCACUCAUGCUAUGCAGGGUAGAACUUUGUUGCAAAUUCAGCUGUGACCGAGGUUCAGGGGAGAUAUUCUGCUGUUUCCCUGCAGUAUUGUUGCCAAAGGUAGACCUGAAGUAUUUGCAAUAGAGUGUUGAUGAAUUGCGGGGGUGGGGGGGUGGGGUUAUUGGUUCCAUUUUGUAUCUUUUGGGUUUUUUAAUUUUGUAUUUUUAUGUCGUGAACCGCCCUGAGAUGGAUGGAUGGAGGGCGGUACAGUCGUACCUCAUGUUAAACAUUUUAAGGUUAAACAUUUCAAGGUUUCGCCGCAUGCACAGAUGCUCAAAAUGAUGUCGCUUAUGCGCGGAAGCGCCAAAUCGCGACCCGCGCACGUGCGGACGCGGGUUGCAUUCGCUUCAGGAUGCAAACAGGGCUCAGGAACAGAUCCUGUUUGCAUCCAGAGGUAGCACUGUAUACCAAUUUAAUAAAUAUUACUACUACUACUAAUAAUAAUAACGAGCCACUUGCUUUUUCUCCCCCUCUUUAGCAUCGUCUGCAGAAGCAGGAAGCUCCAGGAAACCUCCAGCCAAAUCUGAUGUGGCGGAACAACCACCCAAGAAGUCGGAGCAUCCACUGCAGACAAAUCCUGGCCACCAGGAGCCGUCCAAGAAGGAGGCCGCAAUGCGGGAACAAGGAGACCAGCAACCUCCAUCCAAAUCUGAUGUGGCAAAACAACCACCCAACAAGUCAGACCAUCCACUGCAGACAAAUCCCAGCCAUCAGGAGUUGCCCAAGAAGGAAGCAGCAAUGGAGGAACAAGCAGACCGGCAACCUCCAGCCAAAUCUGAUGCGGCAGAACAACUACCCAACAAGUCAGACUAUCCACUGCAGACAAACCCUGGCCAUCAGGAGCUGCCCAAGAAUGAGGCAGCAACGCAGGGACAAGGGUACCGCCAACGUGAAGAUCAGUUGCACUUCUCAUUGACACCAUUUGUAGAACAAAGUGUCAUGCACGCCCUGUCGCUGCUGCAGUCUGGAGGCACAGUGGGUGCUGGACUCACCCAAGGAACAAGCUUGCCCCCACUUCCUGCUUUGCAGAUCGAAGCAGCAUCCCUAUCCCUUGUCUCCAUGAUGCAGCUGGUUGCAACACAGGUGUUGCAAGCUGCCUUAAGUGUGCAGGAAAGCCCAAGUGUGGCUGGCUCAAGCCCCCAGUUAAGUAUUCCUGCAGGAAGCGAAGAAAAGAAGCAGGAGAGCAGUCAGGAAGUGGUGCCAGGAGUCGUUCCUCCUUGCUCAGGUGAGGAGUUGUCGGGAAGGGGGCUGAGGGUGGGUCUGGCUGUAGAGGAAGGUUGUUCUGUGUUGGAGAUAUCCGUCAAGACUUGCACAGUCCCUGCUCAGGUUCAGGACUGCCCUGAGAUCCAGCCGGCUUCUCUGGUAGUGGUGAACACACCUCUGCUGUUGCUUCUAGGGUGCAGGGAUCUCUUCUGCAAUCCGUUGGUCCGGGCGACUGGUUCCUUUUGUGGCAUACCGAAUACACAAUGA
Molecule: messenger RNA, 29449 nt
Organism: Podarcis lilfordi (Lilford's wall lizard)
Lineage: Eukaryota; Metazoa; Chordata; Lepidosauria; Squamata; Lacertidae
Source: the annotation of a GenBank genome assembly